Messenger RNA from Protobothrops mucrosquamatus (brown spotted pit viper), 482 nucleotides. Its product is annotated as galectin-related protein A-like. The coding region runs from base 42 to 482 and encodes 146 amino acids. Lineage: Eukaryota; Metazoa; Chordata; Lepidosauria; Squamata; Viperidae. The record is from RefSeq and is a predicted model, not a curated record. Gene Ontology annotation, molecular function: carbohydrate binding. The transcript is spliced from 4 exons.
AAGUUUUUGGAUUAUUUCUAAGGAACAGAGCAAGUAAAAAAAUGACAGAAAAUGACAGGUGCACAAAUGUAGAGAAAUAUGCCGGUGAAAUUAAGGGUGGACUGAGGCCAACUAUGAAAAUCACUAUCAUGGGCAUGAUAUAUCCUAGUCCGAAAAGUUUUUCAGUGGCUUUGCUUUGUGACCCCAAGGAUGAUCACACAACCAGGGAUACUGGAUUAUUACUUGUAGUCAGCUUUAGUGAGAAAUCCAUUGUGCGGAAUUCGCAAAUUGCUGGGAAAUGGGGCAAGGAGGAAAAGACCAUUCCCUACUUCCCAUUUACAGCAGAGGACUCAUUUAAGAUGGAACUUUUAUGUGAACAUCAGCAAAUCCGAAUCCUGCUUGAUGGGCGUCAGUUGUGCAGUUUCAGUCACCGCGUGCAGCCCAUGCAAAGGAUGACUAUUUUGCAAAUCUCAGGCGACCUCAAGCUUACCAAGGUGGCUUGA